Closterium sp. Yama58-4 is the source of this 2451-nucleotide messenger RNA. The record is from the annotation of a GenBank genome assembly. NCBI's taxonomy places the organism in Eukaryota, Viridiplantae, Streptophyta, Zygnematophyceae, Desmidiales, Closteriaceae.
AUGGCUUCCUUGAUCUUCACCAUCCCGAUCGCCGUCAACUUCCUCGCAUCAAGUCUCAUAGUCACCACCAUCCAGAUCGCGCUCUCCAUUCUUGUAUUCCCGAUCAGUCCUCGCACAUACCGCGUCAUCAAUGCGUAUCUCAUGGGAUCCUUCUGGUCCAUGUUCAUCUGGCUCAUCGAGUGGUGGGGCCUCGUCGAGGUCCGGCUGUACGGCGAUCCCAAGGAUCACGCAUAUUUCGGCAAGGAGAGCGCGUUGUGUGUGAGCAACCACCGCAGCGACGUUGACUGGGCCAUCGGCUGGCUUUUAUCUCAGAGGUGCGGCUGUCUCGGAGGCACACGAGCGCUGAUCAAGGAGGAGGCCAGGUGGAUGCCUGUGAUUGGCUGGUCCAUGUGGUUCUCGGAAUACCUCUUCCUCGCCCGCAACUACGCCACCGACCAGCGCAGAAUACUCGACGGCUAUGCUCGGCUGCGCAGCUUCCCGCUGCACUUCUGGGUGGCGCUGUUCAUGGAGGGUACUCGCUUCACACCCGAGAAGCUCAAGGCGGCGCAGGAAUACGCCAAGGAGGCCGGGCUGCCCAUUCCGCGCCACGUGCUCGUGCCCCGCACCAAGGGUCUGGUGAUGUCAGUGGAACAGACCAAGGGGCAUGCAGGGGCCAUCUAUGACUUCACCGUCAACUUCCCCAAGGGCAAAACCCCCCCAACGUUCGCUAACAUCCUCAAGAGAAAGGCCUCGCAAAUUGACGUGUAUUUUGAGCGAGUCCCCAUCGACCAGGUCCCUCAGGACCUGGAGGGCAUCACCAAGUGGUGUCAAGAAUCGUUUGUGAAAAAGGACAAAAAUCUGGAUUACUAUGUCGAGCACAACGGCUUCGAUGAGAAGCAGAGGCUCAACACGACCAAGUCUCCAAAAACCAUUCUGCACACUUGCUUCUGGACGGCCUUGAACUUCGUCGUAUAUGGCUGGAUCUUCACCCGCAACUUAUCAGCAAUCACCUUCACGUGGGCAACUCUGGGAUGGAUCGCUGUCGGCAUUGCUGCCGUACUCGGCAUCAUGCAGGUGCUUCUCAGGUUCACCCAAUCAGAGCACUCCACACCAGCGUCUCGUCUUAAUCGGAAAUCAGCUAGAGGGGGAGGGGGGGGAGGGGAGGUCGAGCAACGGUUUCCAGAGUCAAGUCCAACUCAAGAAGCUCCCGCCAAAGCAAACGUGAACGGACAUGAAGCACCGGCGCCAUCCGCACCAGAACCGCCGAAACCCAAAGAACCAGAGAAGCCUCCGGCGGCGGCGCAGGGGGACAACGCGCUGAUGGGGCUGGACAUGCCGGCGGCGCCGUUCGAGCUGCGCACGUUCAAGUUCAAGGAGCUGCACAAGGCCACGCAGGGCUUUAAGGAGCCCGACAACGUGCUGGGCGAGGGCGGGUUCGGCAAGGUGUACAAGGGGUACCUCAAAGACUGGGAGGGCAGCAAGGACGCCAUGCCGAUUGCUGUGAAGAAGCUCAAUCCGAACAGCUUCCAGGGCCAGCAGGAAUGGCUGGCGGAGAUUCUGCUGCUGGGUCGCGUGCGCCACCAGAACCUGGUGAAGCUUCUCGGAUACUGCGCGGAGAACGGGGAGGGUAUGCUGGUGUAUGAGUUUCUGGGGAAGGGCAGUCUGGACUACCACCUCUUCCCGGAGCCCAAGGAGGACGACCCUACUCCGCCCACGCCUCUCCCAUGGGAGGUGCGGCUCCGCAUUGCGCUGGAUGCCGCUGCAGGCCUGGCGUACCUGCACGAGAACAAUGUUAUUCACCGCGACUUCAAGGCGCCUAACAUCCUGCUCGACGAUGACUGGUCUGCGAAGCUGACGGAUUUCGGGCUGGCAAAGGGGGCCGACACGGACCAAACGCACGUGACGACGCGCAUCAUGGGGACCAUGGGGUACCUCGACCCCAAGUACAUGGAAACCGGCCAGCUCACGCGCAAAUCCGACGUCUACGCCUUCGGAGUCAUGCUCCUCGAGCUCCUCACAGGCAAGCGCGCCAUGGAUCAGACCCAGCAGGGUAUGCCGCCGCUCACGGCCUGGGCGCAGCAGUAUUUGAACCAGCGCAAGCCGGAUAUUGGGGCGCUGGUGGAUCCCUGCCUGCUGGAUCAGUUCACAACGAAGGCGGCGCAGCGCGCGGCGCAUAAGCUGGCGAUUUCGGCGAAGCAUUGCAUUGAGGAGGAUCCGAAUCUGCGGCCGCUGAUGAGCGAUAUGGUGGAGACGCUUCGCCCGCUGGGGGGGAGCGGGGCGGAGGGGGGUGCAGGGGAAAGGGCGCAGCGGGCGGCGCACAAGCUGGCGAUUUCGGCCAAGCAUUGCAUUGAGGAGGAUCCGAAUCUGCGGCCGCUGAUGAGUGACAUGGUGGAGACACUUCGCCCGCUCGUGGCUGCGGCUCAGGAGCAGUCGGCUGCUGCUGCUGCCAGUGCUGGCGGGGGUGGGGAGUAG